Molecule: messenger RNA, 1164 nt
Organism: Chenopodium quinoa (quinoa)
Lineage: Eukaryota; Viridiplantae; Streptophyta; Magnoliopsida; Caryophyllales; Amaranthaceae
Exons: 5
Coding region: 1-1164 (387 amino acids)
Source: RefSeq, a predicted model, not a curated record
AUGGAUGGCCAAGCUUUUCUGGGAGAACGUCAAACUCGUUCUUUUCCUGGAUCUUUACUGUUUCUUAUGCUUUUAUACGUUGAUCAGUUUGUCAUUGAGGAAGUUAGAGCCAAACGAGAAACUCCAGUUCUCAAAGGUUGGACAACCAAUAUGUUGUCAAGUCGUGAGAAAUUGGAAAUUUUUAAGGGGAGGCUUGGAGUUUUUUAUAAAAACCAGAAGCUUGUUGGUCCUUCUGGCAGCAAACAACCAAAACUGGAACAAUCUGAUCCAAUUCAUACAAAAAAUGAAGAGAUUGAACAAGAUCCGAAGAAGAAAUGCCUUAUGGAGCUUGCAACAGCAUCUACAAAUCUAGUCUUGGCAUACAUGGAUUUCAGUGAAAAACAUGAAACUGCUGUUAAGUAUUUUCCAAACAAUGAGAAGAUUCAAAAGCUGAAGGAAGAUGCAAUGACUGUUUGUGAUGAGCAGAAGAUGAGCUCUAAAGCUUUGACUGAAGAUAUUUCUCUCUCAUUUAGCCAAGAUGAACAGUAUUGGCAAGAUCCAGCUGUAAUUGAAGCUUGGGAUAGGUUUUCGAAGAUUUCAGGUAAUGACAAGCAUGCUGAAUCUACAAUUUAUGCUAGGGUUGAUCAACUGAUUGAAUCAGAACCAAUUGAUAUUACUAAGAUUGCUGCUGAAUGUGUUGACAUAGCAAGUGGUAUACCUGAUGUUGAAGAUCCAUCUGUUAUCAUACAGCCUAAGGUUGCUGAACAUGUAUUUAAAAAACUUGGAGAGUCAAGUACGAGAUAUAGUUUAAGAAGUUCAGUUGCCAAAGGAUGUGGAACUCCUUCAUUCAGCUUAGGAAUCUCUUCUCAAGAUGAUUCUCAGGAGAAGUCCCCCAGCAUUGCACCUACUGAUGAACCUGUAGUUGCUCCUGUGAGUGCACAAGUUGGUGCUUCUAAAUCAGUUGAUGAUGCUGAUGCUGUGAAUGCUCAAGAAGACCCAAUUGCGUUUAAGAGAAAAGGAGAUGCUGAAAAUGAGAGUUGUAUUCCAAAGAAGCGUAAAGUGCAACCAUCGUUGCAAAUAAGAUCUCCUUUUAAGUCUCGGAUUAUCAACAUAUAUACACCAUUAACAGCAGUUCAGAAAGGUGUUAUGGAUUCAUUUUUUCAUGAGAAGAAAAAUCGUUUGUAA